Etheostoma cragini (Arkansas darter) is the source of this 2513-nucleotide messenger RNA. RefSeq names its product chromosome 23 C12orf56 homolog (gene c23h12orf56). The record is from RefSeq and is a predicted model, not a curated record. Bases 265 to 2136 code for a protein of 623 amino acids. NCBI's taxonomy places the organism in Eukaryota, Metazoa, Chordata, Actinopteri, Perciformes, Percidae. The transcript has 13 exons.
AUUUAUCUCCUAGCCAAUCAGCAGCGUCCCUGCUCACUGCACGGACCAAUCAGAGAGCCGUGUUCGCUGAUGAAGCGAGACAGCGGCAGUUUACCUGCUCAGUGCACGUUAACGGGACAGAAGGAGCAACGGCACCUGCUCAGUACUUUCUAUCUACGUAAAGUCUUAACCUAACGGUUAGAAAGCGAGCCCGGAUCACCGGCCCGGCGCCAAAGUGGAGCUCAGCGUCACUAACUUGUCUUUAACUGCUCCGCCGGUACCGUCAUGGCUCGGACCGGCUCCGGUGCCCUCCUUUCCCGCAGAAAUAUUAAACUGGACUCGUUCCUGAAGCGGAACAUGGAGCGGAUGGUGUACGAGCGGAUCCGAGCCUAUGAACCGUGCGUGGUGAAAUCGGAGACCAUCAAUAAGGUGUACAUGCACGUGGUGCUGAGCGACGAGCGCGUGUACCUAACAGAGUACCCACCGCGCACGCUCACUGAAGCCUUCUGCUUCAGAGACGUGCAGGACAUCGAGCUGGUCAAUGACCUCCCAGAUUUCCUCCGUGGGAAAGACCGGGAACUCUGCCAGCACAUUCGAGUCACCUACAUCACUGAGAAGCCUGCAGCCAGGGGCCGGGAUUGGCUGAGAAGAGACAGGAGGGUGGGACUUCCACCUCGCAGACCAAGCCUUUACCCAACAAUAACACACACACUAGAAGGAUAUCCCGAACACAGCAGUCCCAGUGGAGAGGAGGUUUACAUGUUACCACCCACACGUUCUGCCUCCUGUCCAAACCCGGAGACUCUGGGCCUCCUGAGGGUCCCACACCCUCCCACUCAGUCUGUGUCCACCACACCCUCCCUCUACUCACCCACCGGCUCUCCCACCUCUUCUCCGUCAUCCUCCAACCACAGACUGAACCUCCCUGACACUGGCCAGCUGCAGAGAAGGAUUGGUUCAGUUCUUUCUCGCCUGUUGAGAAGAGACUGUGCGAACAGCGGAGAGGAGAGAGAGGCUGAGCUGCAUCUUUACGCAAUAUCACACACGUCCAGACUUUACCUCCGAAUACAGAGCUCAUGGAACAGCUUUAUUAUUAGGUCCACUCUGUUGUUAGACACGCUCUUCAGAGGGAGGUGCAGUGCCUCGUCCGACUCCUCUUCUACGAAGCAGCUUCCUGCCAUCAGCUGCGAGCGGACAGCUCACCUGUUUGGUCAGCUGAGCUCUGAGCUCCUGCAGGAGGGGAUCGGUGUGGAGAGGCUCUACCUGCUGCUGCAGGAGCUGAGAACCGCCGCUCAUCAUAACAUCGCACUACGCCGACUCUUCUGGAAGACCAGCGAGGUGUGCGUCUUCCUGGUUCAGACUCUGGAGGAAUCUCUGCACGGCUGUCAGAGCCUUAGUGGAAUCCACACUGAAGAUCAACUACUACUGAGCACUCUGGUCGUGCAGACGCUCGCCGUCAUGUUCAGAGAGACGGACGUCGAACCAGCCAGACUCAACCUGCUCUCUGCCAAAAAAGGUUCCCUGACCUCCAGAAUGCUGCUUGCCUUGAUAUGUGAUGCAGAGCUACAAACACAGAACCUGGCUGACUGUGAGGUGAGCUGCUCUCUACUCACCUUAAUAUUAUUAUUUAUUGAAUCUGUUGUUAAUGUGAGCCUUCUCCGCCAGCUUCAGGCCUUACUAGCUGAGUAUCUGGAUGCUGCCUGCUCUCUGCUCUUCGAGAUCCUGCUUUCAGGCCACGAGGCCAGCAGAUGUUCCUCUGCUGACAACUUCCUGUCUGUUGGCUGGAUCCUCGGCGUCCUGCAGCCUCAUCCUCACCUGUUGUCCUUCAUCAGUUACCAGGCCCAGCAGGUGGUGCUGGUUUUGUCAGACGGGCAGGAAUCCUUUCUCAGCCCCUUUCAGUCUGUUCUGCUGUUCCAGCGCUGUCGCCUCCUGCUGGCCUGCCUGCAGUCUAACAGCCAGCUGGCACAGCACCUCCAGAUCCACUUCAGAGAGGAGUUCAGGUACUCUGUGAAGCUGGUGUGUGCUCAGGAGAAGCUGCCGCCUCACUACCCAAUCAGCCGGCCGACUCUUCGACUGCUCCAGCAGAUCCUGACUCUUUUUUGCACGGAUAAUCACACACAAAGACACAUGCACUUACAGCUGAAGACAGGACUGUGACAGUGUGUGCCUUUACCAAAGUCUAAGUACUUUUUUCUUCAGUACUUUUAGUUGUAUAUUUUGAGUUUCACCGCUGCAAUGAAUGAAUGAACUGAGCAGGAAAUCUGCUGCAAAUACAGGUGAAACAAAUGAUUACUGCAGAAAUAUUUGCACUGCUAUAUACCAUGUUUAUUUGUUUUGUUUAACAGUGUUCCUAUAAAGCUGUAUAACAGAAAUUUUCUGCAGUUUUCAUGAGGGUUAGCAGUGCUUUGAGCUAAAUGCUUACAUGUUUAGUGUUGCCAGGAUAUAGUAUCGUCUAUGUUCACCAUCUUAGUUUGGCACAUCAGCAACAUCUGCUUACAAGCAUUAAACACAUUCAUUCCUGUUGUAUGACCAUU